This is a messenger RNA of Neltuma alba, 537 nucleotides long. RefSeq names its product trans-resveratrol di-O-methyltransferase-like. NCBI's taxonomy places the organism in Eukaryota, Viridiplantae, Streptophyta, Magnoliopsida, Fabales, Fabaceae. Gene Ontology annotation, molecular function: methyltransferase activity; protein dimerization activity. The record is from RefSeq and is a predicted model, not a curated record. Bases 1 to 537 code for a protein of 178 amino acids. The transcript has a single exon.
AUGGUUAAGGGUUCAAUUCAAGCCAACCCAGCAAGUGAGUCCUUUGAAGCUCAAGCUCACUUGUAUAAACACAUUUUCAGCCACAUUAAUGGUGCAAUUCUUAAGUGUGCUGUUCAGCUAAGAAUUCCAGACAUAAUCCAUAGCCAUGGCCAACCCCUUACUAUUCCUCAAUUAGCCUCCAAACUUGAAGUUCAUCCAACUAAAACUGCCUCUAUUGAGAGGCUUGUUCGCUUACUGGUGCACAAUGGUUUCUUAGCACAAACCAAGGUGAACGAGGAGGAAGAAGAAGAAAAAGAGGCAUAUUCUCUCACUCCAUCUUCUAAACUACUCAUCAAUGGCUUGGAACCUAACCUAGCACCAAUGGUGUUAGGGUGUCUCGACACUGGUCUCAUGGCUUCGUUUGAUUUUCUGGGAAGGUGGUUUAAAGGGGAGGAGAAGACGAUAGUUGAGAGUGCCUUUGGGUUAGGGUUUUGGGAUCUGCUCGAACAUGAUCAUCAAUAUAUGAAGUCUUUUAAUGAGGGAAUGGCUAGUGAUUGA